GGGAGGCCGGAUGUGAGUGGAGCGGCCAUUUCCUGUUUCUCUGCAGUUUUCCUCCAGCUUUGGGUGGUGGCUGCCGCUGCGCUCCGGCUCACAGUCUGCUGAGCGCGAGGCGGCGUGGACAGCGGUCCCGGCACCCCACGGCCCGCCGCCCGCAGCCGCGCGCCAGCCCGCCGCGCCCCGCGUCCGCCGCUUCUCACAUCAGCGCGCGGCCGCCGUCGCCUCCCCGCGAGCGGCCCAGAUGCAGGCCAUCAAGUGUGUGGUGGUGGGAGACGGAGCCGUAGGUAAGACGUGCCUGCUGAUCAGUUACACCACCAAUGCGUUUCCUGGAGAGUACAUCCCCACCGUCUUUGACAACUACUCUGCCAAUGUUAUGGUAGAUGGAAAACCGGUGAAUCUGGGCUUAUGGGAUACGGCUGGACAGGAAGAUUAUGACCGAUUACGGCCCCUCUCCUAUCCGCAAACAGUCGGAGACACGUACGGUAAGGAUAGCGCCACCAGGGGCAAAGACAACCCGAUUGCCGACGUGUUCUUAAUUUGCUUUUCCCUGGUGAGUCCCGCAUCAUUUGAAAACGUUCGUGCAAAGUGGUACCCCGAGGUGCGACACCAUUGUCCCAAUACCCCCAUCAUCCUUGUGGGAACGAAACUCGAUCUGAGGGAUGACAAAGACACGAUUGAGAAGCUGAAGGAGAAGAAGCUGACUCCCAUCACCUACCCCCAGGGCUUAGCCAUGGCUAAGGAGAUUGGUGCUGUAAAAUACCUGGAGUGCUCUGCACUCACACAGCGAGGCCUCAAGACAGUGUUCGAUGAAGCCAUCAGAGCCGUCCUCUGCCCGCCCCCGGUCAAGAAGAGGAAGAGAAAAUGCCUGCUGCUGUGAACGGCAGAGCCCUCCGCCCCUGCCCACCCUGCCCCGGACCCUUCACACGCUUUGCUCAGAAA
This is a messenger RNA of Orycteropus afer afer, 936 nucleotides long. It is a transcript of the gene RAC1, whose product is annotated as Rac family small GTPase 1. Gene Ontology annotation, molecular function: protein kinase binding; GTP binding; GTPase activity. Lineage: Eukaryota; Metazoa; Chordata; Mammalia; Tubulidentata; Orycteropodidae. The record is from RefSeq and is a predicted model, not a curated record. Gene Ontology annotation, cellular component: cytoplasmic vesicle; dendritic spine; cell cortex. Gene Ontology annotation, biological process: regulation of actin cytoskeleton organization; regulation of cell shape; establishment or maintenance of cell polarity.